Messenger RNA from Protopterus annectens (West African lungfish), 3333 nucleotides. RefSeq names its product N-acetylglucosamine-1-phosphodiester alpha-N-acetylglucosaminidase (gene NAGPA). The record is from RefSeq and is a predicted model, not a curated record. The transcript is spliced from 11 exons. Bases 53 to 1840 code for a protein of 595 amino acids. Lineage: Eukaryota; Metazoa; Chordata; Ceratodontiformes; Protopteridae.
GUGACGCUGGGAAGCGAGUGCCAAGGGUACCGUGGCCUUUCAGGGCACGAGAAUGUACAGUUCUUUUCUGCAGGAUAUGGAAAUACAGCUACCUGGGUUGUGUAGGUUUCACCACUGUUUGGCAGCUGUACUCUUGUUGAGUACCUAUUCUAAGUGCACUAGUAAUGGAAACUCAUUGACUGAUGAUCUCCUGCUGCCUUACUCUCCAAAUCAGCAUGGCCCUCAACACAGUCACAGAUACGUCAGAGACUGUCAACCGAUACAGUAUGGAAACCUAACACAUGAAACGUGGCCUAGUAAUGCAUUGAAUAGUCUUCCAGUUGCCUCAACAAGAUUAUUUAUUUCAAAAUUUGAUACUGAAAAUACACAGCAAAGAACUUUAUAUGGCCAUUUUACAUUCAUAAAUAAUCCACUAAGGACAGUUUCUGUCUUGGAGCCUGGGGGACCUGGAGGUUGCAGACAUCAUCAAAGGGCCACUGUAGAAACCACAGCAAAACUCAGAAAGUGUCUUGUGGCUCAAAAUGCUGGCUUCUUUGAUACAAAAAAUGGGAAGUGUCAUGGGAAUGUAGUAAGUGAUGGCAAGCUGGUACAGAGUGCGGGAGGAUUACAGAAUGCACAGUUUGGCAUAAGAAAGGAUGGAACUCUAGUGUUUGGUUAUCUCUCUGAAGAAGAAGUGUUGGAUAAGAAAAACCCUUUUGUCCAGUUGGUGAGUGGAGUGGUUUGGCUUUUGAGAAAUGGCGAAGUUUACAUUAAUCAAAGUAAAACAGCUGAAUGUGAGAAGACCGAAGAAACAGGAACAUUUGACGUAUUCAUUAAUGCUCUUUCGGCAAGAACUGCUGUGGGACAUGAUAAAUCGGGAAGACUGAUUAUGUUUCACUCUGACGGAAAGACUGGAGACACUGGAUUGACCCUGUGGGAAUUGGCUGACCUCCUAAAAGAAAAAGGUGUUAUUAAUGCAAUUAAUAUGGAUGGAGGCGGUUCAUCUACCAUGGUUGUCAAUGGAACUCUGGCAAGCUACCCUUCGGAUAAGUGCAAGGAUAAUGAUGGCUGGCAUUGUGCUCGUAGUAUUUCCACGGUCCUAUGUGUCCAUGAUCCUGAUUGCGGACCUGAAAAUUGCAGUGGACAUGGGGAGUGUUUACAGGGAGAAUGCCACUGUACAGGUUACUGGAGUGGACCUGCCUGUGAAGUCCUUCUCUGUUGGUCUUCCAACUGCAGCUUACAUGGCGUCUGUACUGAAAGUGGUUGUAUCUGUGAUGCUGGCUGGGAAGGCAAAAACUGCAGUGAUGAAUGUGCUCCAGGUUUCUUUGGAGAUGGUUGCAGCAAGAUGUGUUCAUGCACAAAUGGCGGAACUUGUAAUCAUGUCCAUGGAACUUGUAUCUGCUCAUCUGGCUAUCACGGAGUCUUCUGUGAACAAGAGUGUCCUUUAGGUUGGUUCGGGCCACUGUGUCAACAUAAAUGUCAGUGUGAAAACCAGUGUCAAUGUCACCCAACGACUGGUGCCUGUAAUGUGACUCUUCAUACUGGAGCUAACGACACUCUGAACAGAGGUUACUGCUUGGCAUCCAUCUUGUUCGCAAAACAGAGGGAGAACGAUCAUCCGGAACAAAACUAUUUAGCAGAGAAAUAUUGGAUUAUUAUAACGUUUAUGUUGGGUCUGAUUUUGUUCAUCAGUGUGACAGGAAAUCUUAUCUGCAUGUUCUGUUCUGCAGACAGCUCUAAUCCAAAAUACAGUGGAACUCACAAGACAUACUCGUACAGUCCGCUAAAUGAAAACAUAACCCCAGAAGAAAUUGUUGAAUCAGAUCGCCUCACAGAAGUACAUUCUGAAACUGAGUUUUGAUAAUGUAUUACAAGAGAUUAAUUAGUAGGUGAUUUAAGAAAGAGAUUAUAUUUUAGCUACUGAUAUACUUCAUGUAAAAUGUUUUGAAUACAAAAAGAAAGUCCUGUAAAUUACACGAAAUACACAUGUAUAUGGUAUGUAAAUAGGACUGUAAACAUUUAUAUAUUUGUAUCAGCUGGCUGGCCCAGGUACUAUGUUUCCAUAUCACCAUGUGAAUGAUUUGGACCCAUCUGUAAUUACUUUUUAAGAUGUUUAUCAGGUGUAGAAGAAGAUGCUUGUUCUCAAAAAGGACAUGUAUUUAUUUUUUCACAUAAUGAUAUUUUUUGUGUCUUUUUACCAUGCACAUCUUAUUGACCAGUAAACCUCACCCCCUAUUGAGUCUACUUAUUGCCUCACCACCACUAGGGAGUCCCCAGUACAAGGGUGAAAGCUGACAACAGUGGUCAUCAUACAGGCAGACACAGAGAAGGUUUGUUCCCUUCCUUGGAUCCCACCAAUGAGUCCAUUUACAUGUAAGGCUCUAACCCCUUCCCUUUGGCUGACAGGAGCACCUGUUUCACUACAGGCUCCUCCCUGUUUGUACAUAUUCUCACCUGCACACUAAUGAUAGCUACCAUCACCAACUUGGGAGCACCAAGCCCAUGUCUCUGGUACUGAGCUUAGUGGUGCUGGCCAAACUUCCACUUUCAUGGUGGUGAACAGCUGACCAUUACCCCCACUACCCACUCCGGGAUGGGUGAACUUAUUCACUGUUAUCCUAUCCUGUGUGGCUAUUUCAACACUCAAGUUACUGUUUGAACUCGGGACAUCUGGCUCAUAAUAAUCAGGGCUUUAUCCCUCUGUGCCACAGACUCACUGUCAUAAGGAAAUCAGCAAAGCCCAGAAUCAGAGGACAGAACAUGUAUGUGUCCACAUACAGCCACAGGGAUGCCAAAUUUGUGGGUGUGCCGAUAGUCAUUCAGGGGAAUACCUUAUAUUUAAGAAGUGAACUGGUACUGGGUAUUGAGGCACCCCUCCAUCAUAUGGUAGUGUGAACACUAAUCUUAGACUUCCUGUCAUACAGUGGUUUGGCUCACAACAUCUUGACAUGUGGUUGGUGAGAUCUGUCAACAUGAGGUGGGAUAAUGGAUGCCAAACACCUCUGGGUUCUGAUUUGAGUAGCUAAGUACAGAAAAAAAAAUGCAGUGCUGGACCAUUUAUAAAAUGGAGGGGAAUGAAGAAAUAAGUUUCUCUGUAUAAUCUUAAAGGCAUUUAUAAAGGGCAAAACAUACAACUUUAGUUGUAAUUAUAGCUGCUAAGCAAGCAAUGUGUUUUAGAUCAUUGUGCUUUUCUACCUGUAUUCUAGGUUUUACAGUUCUACUUUACUGAAGAUGCUCCAGAUGCAAAAAAAAAAAAUGUUCUACAAAAUAACCAGAAAAUGCUGUACAGCUAUUUCUAAGCAUGUCCUCUGGAGGUCAAUUCACUCUGCUCAGCCUGUUUCAUUAACAGCAUCU